Messenger RNA from Malus domestica (apple), 1279 nucleotides. RefSeq names its product 28 kDa ribonucleoprotein, chloroplastic. Gene Ontology annotation, biological process: chloroplast rRNA processing. Gene Ontology annotation, cellular component: chloroplast thylakoid membrane. The record is from RefSeq and is a predicted model, not a curated record. Lineage: Eukaryota; Viridiplantae; Streptophyta; Magnoliopsida; Rosales; Rosaceae. Gene Ontology annotation, molecular function: mRNA binding.
CAAAGUGCCCACAUCAGCUCACAUAGCUUUUACCCUAUAUUCAACUGUAAUAACCACCACCACCCCCCCUCCUCCUCCAGGCCUCUCACCUCACUCAAAAAUACACAAUCACAGUUGAUCUACCACCAUGGCUGCCGCCGCAGCUGCAGCCAUGAGCUCAUCUUUCUCCCCCUCCAUCUACACCGUCAAAUGCAUUCGUUCAUCAUCCAAUCAUUCAUCCCCCGACCAUCUACACCUUAAAAUGUCACCAAAUCGCAUGCCAUCACCGUCAUCGCUAUCACACUCUUUUGCUAUAGAGCCACUACUUUCCAUUAGUAGUAUCGGGACCUCGAAUAAGUUUCGGGUGCUGAGGAUAACAACUACUUGUGUUGCUCAAGAAGGGGUGGCAGUGACUGAUGAGGUUGAAGUUGAGCAAGUGGUAUUGGCCGAGGAGAAGGAGGAGAAGCAAGCAGAGGAAAAAGUAGUUGCCGCGGUGGAAGAAGUAGGAGGAGGAGGAGGAGAGGCGGCAGCUGGUGAAGUUUCAGGUGAGGAGGAGGUUGCUGUGAACACAAAGCUUUACUUUGGUAAUCUUCCUUAUAGUGUGGACAGUGCACAGCUUGCUGGGAUUAUUCAAGACUUUGCUAGUCCUGAGCUCAUUGAGGUUCUGUAUCAUAGGGAGACUGGAAAAAGCAGAGGAUUUGCAUUUGUGACUAUGAGUACUCCUGAAGAUUGUAAAGCUGUCAUUCAAAAUCUUGACGGACGUGAAUUUGCUGGGCGAACCUUGAGGGUGAACUUUUCGGACAGGCCGAGAGCGAAAGUACCUCUAUAUCCUGAAACUGAGUACAAGCUUUUCGUUGGGAAUUUAUCCUGGUCAGUCACAUCUGAAGGUUUGACAAAAGCUUUUCAAGAAUAUGGGACUGUGGUUGGAGCUAGGGUUCUAUAUGAUGGCGAGACAGGAAGGUCUCGUGGCUAUGGAUUCGUAUGCUACUCGACGAAAUCAGAAAUGGACGCUGCCUUGGCAUCUCUCAAUGGAUUUGAACUAGAAGGAAGAGCAUUGCGUGUAAGCUUGGCUGAAGGAAAACGUUCAUAAAGUUUAGUGUUAAUUUAGAAGAAGGGUUAAUUAAUUGGAACAUGUUAAUUAGGUGAGGUAUAUGAUUCAUAUGGAAUCACAUAACGAUUUAAUUGAAACUCCCCUUUCAGUUAUUGUUGCAUUUUGUAACUCAAUUUUUUUUGUUUCACAACUUUAUGAGCGGAACUUCCUUGUGCUCGUGGAUAUAUGAUUAUUUUUGCCAUUUGGUGA